AUGGGAAAGAGCAUAUUAAAACCAGGACAGGUACGAGCGCUGGUAAAGUUUAUUGGAACCACAAAGGUGGAUACUGGGAAAUAUGUGCCGCUGGGAAAUGAGAAAAUGGACUCAGCCCUGGAAAAGGUGUUUGGGCAGCUGGGUCUAAGACGGGUGCGACCGAGCCCAGUUGCUGAGGUUGCAAAGUUCGAGACAAUCUCGCACGAGUACGAGCCAAUACAGAAAGUGCCGUGGUUCCGCUUCGACCCUAAAAAAUACCAAAUAUCGCAACAGGAUCUCGACAAUGCGCCGGCACAGGUGCCCGACUCACCACUCGGAUACGUGACCAAAGACACCCCUUUUGCUGCAAAUUACAAGGAACUCAGGGGCGUUCAGGCGUCGUUGUACUCGAUCGGCAUGGACACGCGCAUUGGACACAUCAGACCGGCCUAUAAGUGCGAAUUCUUUACAUUGACGUUCUAUCCAGAGUCAUAUUAUAUGGGCCAGAUACGCAAGUCACGGCCGGGCGUGAUGCUUCAGUACGACAACAGCACGUUCCUCAAUACGCCCGCGUCGCGCAGAGUGAAAAUUGGCAAGACACUGAGCAAAGACGCGGCAAAUUACUAUCCGUUUAUUCUAUCCGUGCACCGCACAAAGACCUCGAAGUUCUACCGUAAAACGUUCUUCGAGCAUUUCACAGCCAACAACAUGAUAGAGCAAUGGGACGGGCUGUACCGCUUCCAGCUGUACGUGCGUCCUGUGCUGAACACUGACUUUGAAAACCUCGAAUUCCAUAUCCAGAAGAGUCUGGAGUACGUGCGUCGCCACCGCGCAGCUCCCGAGCCCAAGGCCCGUAUGGACUGGAAAAAAAUCAACGGCGUGUCCAAAGUGUACGGACUGCCACCUUUGGUCCGGCAAAAGUGA
This is a messenger RNA of Ogataea angusta, 903 nucleotides long. RefSeq lists its product as uncharacterized. The transcript has a single exon. Lineage: Eukaryota; Fungi; Ascomycota; Pichiomycetes; Pichiales; Pichiaceae. The record is from RefSeq and is a predicted model, not a curated record. The coding region runs from base 1 to 903 and encodes 300 amino acids.